GGCAGCGGCGGCGGCGGCGGGGGAGGGAGGACCCCACGGACCGACGGACGCACUAACGGACCGAGCGAGGGAGGGAGCGAGCGAGACUUCGCCGGCGAGGAGUCGCGCGAGCGGACGCUGCUGGGCGCUUCCCCGCGCUGCUGGGCGCUCGGCGCCUCCGCGGUCCCCGGUUCCCGGCCGCAGCUUCCCCGCGCGCGCGGGGUGCAGGGCGCGGGGCCCGGGGCUUGCUUCGCCGAAGGGGUCGCUGCAUUAACUCCAAGCUGGUGGCAAAGCGUUUGAGCAGGGGCUGGCCAGAGAGCUGGAGUCACCAUGGCGGCGGGCGUGGCCGCCUGGCUGCCCUUUGCUCGGGCUGCGGCCAUUGGAUGGAUGCCGGUAGCCAACUGCCCCAUGCCCCUUGCUCCUGCCGACAAGAACAGGCGGCAGGAUGAACUGAUCGUCCUCAACGUGAGUGGGCGGAGGUUCCAGACCUGGCGGACCACGCUGGAGCGCUACCCCGACACGCUGCUGGGCAGCACGGAGAAGGAGUUCUUCUUCAACGAGGACACCAAGGAAUACUUCUUUGACCGGGACCCAGAAGUCUUCCGGUGCGUCCUCAACUUCUACCGCACAGGAAAGCUGCACUACCCACGCUACGAGUGCAUCUCGGCCUACGACGAUGAGCUGGCUUUCUACGGCAUCCUCCCAGAGAUCAUCGGAGACUGCUGUUAUGAGGAGUACAAGGACCGUAAGAGGGAGAACGCCGAGCGCCUCAUGGACGACAAUGACUCGGAGAACAACCAAGAGUCCAUGCCCUCGCUCAGCUUCCGCCAGACCAUGUGGCGGGCCUUCGAGAACCCGCACACCAGCACGCUGGCCUUGGUCUUCUACUACGUGACUGGCUUCUUCAUCGCCGUGUCCGUCAUUACCAACGUGGUGGAGACAGUGCCGUGUGGCACAGUGCCCGGGAGCAAGGAGCUGCCGUGUGGAGAGCGCUACUCCGUGGCCUUCUUUUGCCUGGACACGGCCUGCGUCAUGAUCUUCACCGUGGAGUACCUGCUCCGGCUCUUCGCGGCGCCCAGCCGCUACCGCUUCAUCCGCAGCGUCAUGAGCAUCAUCGAUGUGGUGGCCAUCAUGCCCUAUUACAUCGGCUUGGUCAUGACCAACAAUGAGGACGUGUCCGGUGCCUUCGUCACGCUCCGGGUCUUCCGCGUCUUCAGAAUCUUCAAGUUCUCCCGUCACUCACAGGGCUUACGGAUCCUGGGCUACACACUGAAGAGCUGCGCCUCUGAGCUCGGCUUUCUCCUCUUCUCCCUCACCAUGGCCAUCAUCAUCUUUGCCACUGUGAUGUUUUAUGCCGAGAAGGGCUCCUCUGCCAGCAAGUUCACGAGCAUCCCUGCCUCUUUCUGGUACACCAUUGUCACCAUGACCACAUUGGGAUAUGGAGACAUGGUGCCCAAGACAAUCGCGGGGAAGAUAUUUGGCUCCAUCUGCUCCCUGAGCGGUGUCCUGGUCAUUGCCCUGCCAGUCCCUGUGAUCGUUUCCAACUUCAGUCGGAUUUACCACCAGAAUCAGAGAGCUGAUAAACGCAGGGCGCAGAAGAAGGCCCGCCUCGCCAGGAUCCGCGUGGCCAAAACAGGCAGCUCUAAUGCCUAUCUGCACAGCAAGCGCAAUGGACUCCUCAACGAGGCGCUGGAGCUGAUGGGCACCCCAGAAGAGGAGCACAUGGGCAAGACCACCUCACUAAUUGAGAGCCAGCACCACCACCUGCUGCACUGCCUGGAAAAAACCACUGGGUUGUCCUAUCUUGUGGAUGAUCCCCUGUUAUCUGUACGAACCUCCACCAUCAAGAACCAUGAGUUUAUAGAUGAGCAGAUGUUUGAGCAGAACUGCAUGGAGAGUUCAAUGCAGAACUACCCGUCCACAAGAAGUCCCUCCCUGUCCAGCCACCCGGGCCUCACCACCACCUGCUGCUCCCGUCGUAGUAAGAAAACCACACAUCUGCCCAAUUCCAACCUGCCAGCCACUCGCCUGCGCAGCAUGCAAGAGCUCAGCACGAUCCACAUCCAGGGCAGUGAGCAGCCCUCCCUCACUACCAGUCGCUCCAGCCUUAACUUGAAAGCAGACGAUGGACUGAGACCAAACUGCAGAACAUCCCAGAUUACCACGGCUAUCAUCAGCAUCCCCACCCCCCCAGCGCUAACCCCAGAGGGGGAGAGUCGGCCACCCCCUGCCAGCCCAGGCCCCAACACGAACAUUCCUUCCAUAGCCAGCAAUGUUGUCAAGGUCUCCGCCUUGUAAAACCACUGGACAGAGGGCCAGUAUGGGUAGUGGGAGUGAAGGGGGCUGGCAUGUUGGAGGGUGGCCCCUGCAACCACCCCCUCCCCUUUUCCCCACUAUUUCUGCCUGCCCCUGUAUAUCCCUAGCACUGAGACUUGUGCCUGGAGGGAGAAAGAGGCAGCAAAGGGGCACCUGGGCUCACUGCUGCUCACAUGGACAUAGCCCUGUGAUACUGCAUUGCACUGGGGCCAGAGGAAGGGAGGGUGGGCAGGGCAGGGGCUGGGGCAGUGGGGGUAGGGCUGAGAGUCAGCACAGGCCUGGAGAGGGGAGCCUCAGACCAAAUACCAGUUGUUUCUGGAGGUCCCAGUGAGGAAAAUACAAGACCAAGAGCAGCACAGAGGCCGAGUUGUCACAUGAAAAACAGGAAGAAAAUAUAACACUGUGUAUUUAAGCACCUUUUUCAAGGCUCUUAAUGGAUAAUAUUUAUUCAUGGGAAAAGGUGGAAAACAAAAACACCAAUGGAUUUUUGUGAAAUGUUUUUCUCCAUGGACCCAAUACCUUUGAACCAAAACAAUGCAUUUUGUUUUUUCUUUUAUAGUAAGCUUUUAGGCUGUCAGUUAUUGCUGAGUUCUCUCAACAUGUCCCCAAGUGGGUGAGGUCAACUGAGCCUGGGCCCCCACUGCCCAGCUGACCUGCACAGAGCUGCCAGGCGGCCACACAGCAGCACUUACCCUCUGUCUGUCCCUGUCUCCUUUGUGUCUGUACCUCUCUGCUUCACCCCCUGCCUGUUUUUCUCUGUGUCCAGCCAUCUGUCUCUACAUGGACCCCAGUGAUCCUGAAACAUGUUAGUAAAACCUCCUCCACUACCAAGCACCUGCAGACUUGUGCCUGAGAGUUACAUUUGCAUGGAUGCAGAAGAGAAACAAUGAAGCAAAAACGUGAGACCUCGGGGAUGAGGGAAGCAUAUUUGAUAGAACCAAGUGCUUACUUACCUUGUGGUUGGAAGCACUAGUGUUUGCAGUUUCCAUCUCUGGGAAAGAAAGGGAGUGGUCAGAUUUAUCAUCUUGGGAUCUUGAAAAAGGAAAUUGCCAAUACCUGAGAGAUGCAGUAACUGUGGUGUGUGCCAGCAAGGAGAGAACAGAAGAACCCCGGGCUGGCAGCCGCAUUACCCUUCUUUCAGGAUCCAGCAUAGAGCCCAUCCAGAGCUCUGCCAAGGGGCCCCAGGAGCAGCUUCCUGCAGAGAGGGCAGCGGUAUGGGGACCAAGCUUCUGACUUAUGUCAUGCCUGAGGCUGCAGAAGGUUAAACUUCUGUGCCUCACAAGUCCAGAGUCUGAAAGCAAGUAAGAGAUUCUAGAUUAUUCUUACCUGGUCUGAAAGAUGCCUUGAGGUCUGGAGUGUCUUCAGGCCUGAUAUCCCUGAAGAUAACUGAAAUGGCGAAGAAACCUGAUCAUCUCCGUGCAAGUGAGGGACUUUAAUAUUUAUGGAGAACCUGGACAGCAUCUCUGUUCAACUGGUUUGCACCCUAGUCGGGCUGAGAACAGCAUUUCUGGAAUCCUAUCCAUUUUCACUGCUUAUAGCAGAGCAGGUGGGCCUCAGGGUCAGUGAUAAGCCCCAUCCUGCCCUCUCCAAUCCCCAGCUCCCUAUUGCAAUCUCUCUAGCCUAGGCUCUGAGACACAAGAGCAACUCAGGAGCUCCUUAUCCAGUCUACUGCUUAGCAGUUAGCUGUUUAAUUGUAGGCCAAGAAUUUGUCUGCCCACCAAAGCCAUCUAGUCAAGUUUUACUAGCCAGGAACCUAAAGCACCUUCAGUGGGCUUCCCUGUGACCCCAGCUCUAUUGAUUCUGUAGAAAGGAAAGUCAUAGGGCUAUGAGGUGGCACCUAAUCUAAAGGUGAGCAGAAGGGCAGAGGAGAGGGAGCCUUUACCUUUAUGCUAUUCUCCUUACACUAUCCUCAUUGACCAUUGUCUGAGUCCUUUCUCUUGGGUCUGGCCUCAAGGAUUUCCCUUUAACAUGAGAAGGAGGUGGUUCUGGCCCUCUGAGCUUAUGAUAUGAGUAGGCAGAAAAGCUUUACAACUACAGAGGAAGACUGCAACACUCCAGAGAGUAAGUACUUAAAUCCAUUCAUUUCAUAGACUUAUCUCCGUAGGGAAAGCAGAAGACUGGGAUGGACUCCAUUAGAGGGCAGGCAAAUGACUAGAAAAGGAAUUUUUCUUUUGAAAGAGUAGGUAAUGGAACACAGGAAUGUCUAAGCACCUAAAGUUUACAUCAUAAGAACUGAGCAGGGUAAGGGAUAAAGAGGCAAAUAGAAACAGGGUUGAAUACACAUGCAAACUGCCUGUGUUAAGAACAGGGCUUCACAGGAUUGGAAUAAUGACUGAUCUAACCCAGGACCUCUUUGAUAGUGUAUCAAGGGAGUAUACUAGUGGCUCCCACAAAAAUUAAUGAACAGAUUAUAAAAAUUAUGUCCCAAAUAAUUUUUUGUUACACUGAUGAACUGAAUGUUUUGUAUUCCUUCAUUUUCAUUUCCAAAUACCACAUUAUGCCAGUUCCCAAAAGACUGUUAAACUAUCCCCUUCAUCUUCACCCUAUAAUACAGCCCUAGCCAGGGAUAAGAGACUUCACUUACCUCUGGUCCAAAGGAAGAUUUCAGUCCAGGGAAAUGGCUCAUCUACACAUCAGAAUACAGCCAAAUGACACUGCUAAAAGGCAUUUGUAUGUAAAUAAAAGGGCCAAAGUGUUCUGAAUCAGUUUAAUAAGUGUAAUUCAUUGGCCAGGGAUGUAAGAACCAGGGUAUCAGGGCUUUCCAAGGGCAGUGGCUUUCUAGCGCAACAACUCGUGAGCUUUCAUAGUUCAUGAACCAGUUCAGUGAAACAGAAGAUUCCCAAAACCACCUAUCCCAUUCAGUCCCACUCAGCAUUAGGGAGAGCUAAAAAAAAAAAAAACUAACAGGUUACAUUCAAAUGAAUUAAACUUAGAAAACUUAGCAUUAAGAGUAUAUCAGAACUAGAAGAGAUUAAAGAAUAUCUAAUUCAUUUUACAGUACAGAAAGUUGAAGCCCAGAGAAAUUAAAUGACUUGCUCAGGGUCAUUCAGUCAUUUAAUGAGAGCUGGGACCAGAACACAAGUCCCUUGGUUAUUAUUCUAAUGCUUUUUCCACUAUACCCACUGCCUCUCAGAGCAAUGAUGGUUCAGAAAAGACCCAUCAAAGAAUACAUGCUAUAACCAGAGACAUAGUCUUGAUGUCAAUACUACUUGGACACAGCCCUUGGAAACCACCUGACUGUACUAAUACAGACCAUCACUCCCUGGGUAGAACCAGCUAUGGACUACCAAUUCUGUCAAAAUUAGGUAAACAAGUGAAGUCAGGUUUUUUUCAGCAAAUGCUCUCUUAAUGAAGACAGGGUUAGGAUGACAUUUCAAAGCAUACCUUCUAUAGUCCUUUUGAUCCUUACUGCAACCUCUAAUGAUAGUAAGUCAAGUAACUAAACCCUUGAUUUACAGAGGCGAAACAGGCAAGCAGCAGCUGAAUGACUUAUCCAAGUUCACAUGGCAAGUUAGUGGCAGAACUAUGACUACAAUCUAGGACUUAGACAUCUCGUCCCGGACAUUUUCCUCCACAUGAUGUUACAUUACUCUAAAUGUUGCUUAUAUCUAUAAUACCUGGAUUUUGGGGUGGUGGUUAAGGAGAAAAAGUAUUCCAUUCAGAACCACCCUGAACUAGGACCUGGAAGCAAACUCUGAACUAUUUCUCCUUCAUCAACAAUUUUCAUAAUUAUUGUCAAGCCCAGGGCCAACUGCAUAGAAUCCUGUUCAAAAGACCAGAUAUUCUCAGUAACAGUGGAAACAUUAGCUUAUAAUCACACAGGAGUAUAAGGCCAGCAAGCAGAAAAGUGAAAUUAGGAAAAACAGAAUUUGAACAGAAAGUGGACAGUUAAUGCCAAUCCAUGAUUAACAAAAAGUCAACUCAUGGAUAUGCUGAGGACUGUAUCCAGUUUCCACACUAUGAUUCCUGAAGUUCAGGAUCAUAUCACUUGUUACAAUAUAAGCAGGGAAAGUGUACAUUGAAACAUGUAUGUAGAUUUCUUUCCUUGUCUUUUAACUUUGCAGAGGUAAUGGUUGAAAUUGACUUAAACCUAGAUUUUGAGGUUAUUAAUCAAUUCUAGUGGUCCAGACUCCCUCACUUAAAUUACCACGUACCUACGAGACAGAAAGAUCCCAAUGUUUUUAAUCCAAGGCAAUUAUUAGUUUCCCUUCUAAACUAAGUGGCAUGGUAACCAGAUGAACAGUAACCUGAAAUAUUUUUGUUUCCCCUUUCCAAUUUCUUUAUGAAAUCUCACAUUUGCAUAGCUUUAAAAUGACUGGAUGAAGGAAAAACAUUGUUAGGACCUGUGACUCUUAGAACCCAAACAGCAUCAUGAAAAGCAUCAUUAGAAUUAAGAGAAAGUGGCUACCAGAAAAAGAAACAGCUUUAAAGGAAUUCCUUUGAGUCUUGUUUUCUAUUCGGAAUGUUCUAUGUUUUUCUCAUUAAGUGUGGAAAUGACAUCUUAAGAGGUUACUUAACUAUAUUGGAUGAUGUCACUAACCAGUAUAGGGCACUGACUCAAGUCCUGGGGGCCUCCUUGGACCAAUAGACUAUUUUACAAACCUGGGAGGUGGGAGGGAUGAUAUUUUUGAUAAUCAAACAUUCCAAUGUACUGUUUUCCUUAGAGGUCAAACCCGCCCCCAAUUAAUGUUAUCGUGAAAAACAUCAAGUGUGUUCUAUUUUCGUAUAAUAAUUGGCUUUGCUUACUAACAUCACAAUGGCAAAGAAGAAAUACUGUACAAAACUGCAGGAAGAUAAACAUGUGAAAAAACUUUCUAUGGAAAAAAAAACCUCUGGGUUUCCUGUUGUCUUCUUUUGAAACUGUAGUGAAUGUUAAAUUGUAUAUCAUUUAUGGUAUUGAGUCAUGUGCCACUGCUGUACCUGAUGUAUCCAAUCUGGAUUAAACAACCAUGUGCGACAAACCCUAAAAUAAUUAUGAAUGAUUACUUUAAAACCAAUCCUCUUGCUACAAAUUAUGGGUACUGGAAUGAAGAGAGGCUUUCUAGCUUGCCAGAGAAGUCACAACCUCAGAAGGGUGCUUAAAGGUUUCAUGUGAUCUUCCCCCACCAUGUUCUCUCAGUGGAAGCAACUCUGCUGUGACAUCCAGGACAGUCUGUGCCUGCCAGUGUGCUUUAGUCAGAUAUUUUCACCAACAGGGAAGGCAUUUGACUGCCUUUGUCAACAGCUCUAUUUUGAGGACCAGCCCUGUAUUACUCAAAGAAAAUCUGCCUUUAUGUAUCAGUACUGGUUCUGCUGAGGAUACACUGAGUAUCUACUCCUUCAUCUAAACCAAGUUCUCAAACUAAAAAGAAAACUCAAAAUUAAAUGCUGGAUUAGGGUAUAGCAGAAAGCUUGGGACCUAGAUGAUGGAGGCUCAAGUUAGGUUCUACUACUUACCUGUAUGACUUCACCUCGGUCACUUUUCUUUGGCUUCAAUUUGUCCUCAUAUUAAAAACAGGGGGAAUCGUAUUAGGUAUCUUAAAAAUCCACUCUACCCUUAAUAAUUCUCGUAUAGGUAGUGAGAGCAACAGCCAUUUUCAUAUUUCACCAUAAUGUGGCAACAAUAAUGGGAAUCCUUUAAGUUUCCCCACAACCAGAUUCCAAUCAAUGAAAACUGUAAUAAAAAUAGAACAUUAAGGACAAUGCAUGAUGCCCAAAAGGCUCUAGAAGUUGGCUAUGAAAUUCAAUUCAACCACGAUGCUCAUAUCCUUAUAACCACUAGGUGUCACUACUGAUUCAUAGCUCAAAUAAUCUGGAGACAAGUACCUGGAAACCAGAUGUGCAUUGAGCAAAACAUGCUUUUUCAUUAAAAAGUGCUAGAUGUUAACUGGGAUGUAACUGUGCUUGUGCAGAGGCCUAAAACAACAUAUAGUGCUAAAACAAGAAAAUAACCUUGUGAUGGAGUUCCAUUGUCAGAUACAACUUUUGAAAAUAUAAUUUCCAUUUUCAAGAUUAACAUAGGUUUAUCUAUAUUUAGGAGGAAAAAUACUCUAAAACUUCCAACUACUCCCUUGUCUCAUGAGUUGAUCCACAAGUACUAUAAUUACUGUUCAAUUAUUUUUAGUAUUCAGGGGCUGAAGUUUACCUUUAAAACAUGUUUUUAAAAGAUUAGUAGGUAUUACUGCAAAACUAAAGCUACUUUAAAAAAUAUUAACUACUCAAAAAUAACUUAUAGUCUAAAUCAGACUUAACCAAAGCAACAGGUUUCCCAAGGAUUUCUCAACAUUAAUACUGUCAGCCUAAUAUAAGUUGAAGCUUAACUUGAACAGUUAAAAGUAUUUAGUGUUCUAGAAUUGACAUUAAACCAACUCGCACUAGCCCUCAUCCAAAUUACCUGAAUUUAUAAAGGUUCUCUGAAUUCAUAAAAUGAUUUUCUCUAACUAGGAAGUAUUCUCUUAUUAGUCAUAUAUUAAUUAAAUCUUACAACUGGGACAUUUAAAAUCAUCUAGUCCAACACCCUUAUUUUAUUGUGAAAACUGGACCCUGAGAGCUUGAAUGACUGGUACAAGGUAAAAAAGUGGGUAGUAGCAGUCACAAGACAGAUGCCCUUUCCACUACACCACAAAGCAUUUCCAAGUGAAUGUGCCUAAAAACUAUCUGUGGUUCCUAACAGAUUAUGGGGACAAUGCACUUAGACUGACAAUUCCAAACUAAAAGUCCUUUCCACACAAAAAUAAUCACACACAAAGAACAGAAGUUUCUUUCCACAGCCUCACUCUAACUGCAUCCCUUAUUUGGGAAAACGGUGAAAUUUUCCUAGCAAACUAAAAUGGAAAAAUGAACAAAUUAGUAUUUUUGUGUUAUGCAUGUGUACACCUCCAGCUUUUAUAUUUAAAAAAAAGCAAACAGAAAAUAAGACAAACCUAGGCGGAAAUCCAAUUAAUUCCAAGAUUAAUGGGUAACCUCAUCUCUAAGAUGCAGCAGUAUACUCAAUAAAAUCCCCUAGCAAUGGCCAAUUAUGAACUUGGCUGUAUUGUUGGGGAAAGGAUAGGGAAAAAAAAAAGAGUUAAGUUCAAUUAUGUAGCAAUGACAGACCUUAUUUAAAUGUGUUGAAGUCUCUACUUCUUAAUGACAUACUGGACCUAAUUAUGGAUUUGUUAUUUAGUGUUCAUUCAUUCUAACCUGGCAAUAAUGUACAGUACUGAUAUGUAUAAAGUCUCCCAUUGCCCAACUCAAAUGACAGAAAUCCAAGUUAAACUGGAGUUUAGGAUAGUGUUCUGUGAGUCUUGGACAGUAAACAAUGGAUGUGGAUGUUUGCUGACAGCCCAGGAGAGAAUGUUUAUACUGCCUAAACAACUAUGUGCACAUGCUUGUAAAGGGCUUUCCUUUUAAAAAGUAUACAUCACUAUACAUAAGAAGUUCUCUCACUACAAAUUCAGUUCACAGAAAGGUUUGGGAACCAAACACAUAACCAUGAGAGACUGCCACCGAGAUGAAAGAAUGUGCACAGUAGUCCCCCUUUUCCAUGGGGUAUACAUUUCAAGAACCUCUCUCAUUCAGUGGAUGCCUGAAACCACAGAUGGUACCA
Manis pentadactyla (Chinese pangolin) is the source of this 9862-nucleotide messenger RNA. It is a transcript of the gene KCND3, whose product is annotated as potassium voltage-gated channel subfamily D member 3. NCBI's taxonomy places the organism in Eukaryota, Metazoa, Chordata, Mammalia, Pholidota, Manidae. Gene Ontology annotation, molecular function: protein binding; A-type (transient outward) potassium channel activity. The transcript is spliced from 8 exons. Gene Ontology annotation, cellular component: membrane; voltage-gated potassium channel complex; neuronal cell body. The record is from RefSeq and is a predicted model, not a curated record. Gene Ontology annotation, biological process: potassium ion export across plasma membrane; protein homooligomerization. The coding region runs from base 310 to 2277 and encodes 655 amino acids.